CAGACGAAAUCACUAUACUUAUACCUGGUAAUAAAUCUGUCUCAGAAGCUAUGUGUGACAUAGCAGCUACAAAACAAAGUCGAUUAAGAUUUUUACGCAACAACCAAGGAAUAUUAUAUGCUGAUUUAUAUCAGAAACUUGCUGAUACUGCAGGAAAUAUUAUAAAUAGAGAAUUAAACCUAAAUAAUCUUAGACAUCCAGUAAUUCUUCCUUCUACAUAUAUCAGAAGCUCGCAUCAAAUUUUUGAAAUUUUCCAAGACUCGAUGGCUAUUACCUGA
Racocetra persica is the source of this 278-nucleotide messenger RNA. The record is from the annotation of a GenBank genome assembly. Lineage: Eukaryota; Fungi; Glomeromycota; Glomeromycetes; Diversisporales; Gigasporaceae.